This is a messenger RNA of Eriocheir sinensis (Chinese mitten crab), 7728 nucleotides long. RefSeq names its product pyridoxine/pyridoxamine 5'-phosphate oxidase-like. The transcript has 7 exons. The record is from RefSeq and is a predicted model, not a curated record. Gene Ontology annotation, biological process: pyridoxine biosynthetic process; pyridoxal 5'-phosphate biosynthetic process. Gene Ontology annotation, molecular function: pyridoxamine phosphate oxidase activity; FMN binding. Bases 76 to 783 code for a protein of 235 amino acids. NCBI's taxonomy places the organism in Eukaryota, Metazoa, Arthropoda, Malacostraca, Decapoda, Varunidae.
GUCGGCGCCGCCAGCUGUUGAGUUGAUCAGCUGUUCCGUGCGUGGUGCUGGAGGCUGACGUGUGGGAAUGCUAGGAUGAUCAGUGCUUUUCGAUUUACUUCACUCACUAGAUAUUUAUUGACAGGGAAAAGAAUGGCACUGUUCAGAGAAGGAAUUACCUCCGCUGAUUUGGCGCAGGAAACGAAAAACAUGUCCAUAGACAUUGGAGGAAUGCGUAAACCAUAUAAGGGCCAAAAUGAAGCAUUUCUUGAAGAGGAUCUGGUAGCUAAAGAACCUUUUGGCCAAUUCAAGGAAUGGUUUGAAGAGGCAUGCAACACUCCAGGAAUUAUUGAAGCAAAUGCCAUGUGUCUUGCUACAGCAACCAAAGAAGGAAAGCCAUCAGCUCGCAUGGUGCUGCUUAAAGGCUAUGGCAAGGAGGGGUUUCGCUUCUUUACCAACUACAACAGUAGAAAGGGACAGGAGCUGGGAGAAAAUCCAUAUGCAAGUAUAGUUUUCUAUUGGUCUUACAAUGGGGAGAAGAAAUCAUGGUCAAGGCAGGAUGAAAACCCUCAGGCUAGCCUUUGCUUUUACUGGGAGUCCCUCAUGAGAUCUGUGCGUGUUGAUGGUCGAGUGGAGAAAUUAGGGAACCAACAAUCCACAGAAUACUUCAACUCACGACCUCGCAGCAGCCAGAUAGGAGCUUGUGUCAGCCCUCAGAGUCAGGUUCACACACAUAUUCUCAGUGCCUGUUUGAGCUUGGUAAAGGGAGGCUGGGCUGCCUUGGUCUCCUGUCACACUCCUUAGGCAUGUGCCUAGUACCAAGCUACCACGCUGUUUCUGCCAUUUCUGAGAAUAGGAUGGCAGUCAAAAAGUUUCAAAGCAGCUUGCAGAUGCAAGAAAGAAAAUAAAACAAUAGAAAAGGACAGCAAAGGACCCAGUGGUCAUAGUCGAAGACAGAAGUGGUGCAAGUGUUCAGGGUUUACUCGGAAUGCAAAUGAAAGCUUCCAUUCAAAGAUUUGGGAGAGAUGUCAGAAGAUAUAGUUUGCUGGAGCAUCAAGGAUCAGAUUUGUUUCCCAAAUCACCAUCCUCAACUACAAUUUUGGAUACAACAAAGCAAAUUUCUUGCAGCAAAAUUACAUUUGAUUUUUUCCUGCUAUUAUGUAUCGACUUAUAGAUCUGAAAGUAAGCGUUUAUUACUUCACCAUAAGCAUACAUUUCACAUGAAUAUAAUCAGGAUCAUAUGCUAAUAAUUAAAGAUAUGGUGGAUGCUCCCCUUAAAAUCCAAUGAAAACAAAGUCAAAGAAGAAGCAAUGUCAAAAAGAAGCAGAACCCCAAGAAUAUCAAGGAAAAGAAGAAAGAGGUGACGUAUGUGACAAUGAAUAGCUUGGCAGCUAUGACACCCCUCCUUUGUGGGCCAGAGACAUGCCAGUCCUCGUCGACAGACCGACUUGGUCGGCUAGAUUUCGAUCGCCGAUAGAGUCGGUCUGUCGGCUCCCUGCUACGGGCCGCCUUUGGCAAAGGCCCGUGCUCCCUCUUGCAAGAGGGAGCAAUCUUCCCCCCCCCCCCUCCUUUGUGAGAUAAUAUCCCACCUUAAAUUGAGGCAGGGGGUGACCAGGAGCCUUGUAGACAGAAUAUUUUAUGCCUGGACAUCAAAAUAUAUGACUGAACAUGAAAAUAUAAAUUUUUAUAUAUCAUAGAUAAUAAAUAAAGGGAUCAGUGCCAAGGUAUCACUUCGCUAUGCUUGAAUAUUACGUAUUCAAAUCUAUAUCUGACCAUAUCUCAAAAUGUAAGUUAUGUACAUUUGUACUCUAAUUUUCUAUCAUUUUUCAACCAAUUUCAAUGAAACAAAUAGUAGGAUCAUGCUUAGACUUGUAAGAUUCGGUCGUUUACGAAGUGACUGAAUUAUGGUGGAUUUAUGUCUGAAUUUUUAUUUCAUUCCUAAGGGAGGUGAUGACUGAAAGUUUGAAAAUUUAUAUUCUGUAAGCUAAUGAUUUUCAGUAAAAUUUUCUUCUGUAACUUUGAUGGUAUAAACAAGUUACUUAUACCAUAAUAAUUUCAUACAUGAAGAGUAAUUAUUAUAGGAGAAAUACAGUAGAGCCCCAUUUAGCACGAGAAUUAUGUGGAUGAACGCGGUCGCGCUAAUUGAAUAAAGUAACCAAUAUGAAAAAAGUUAUUUGGGGCACACAAGGGUCUGACUUUUGGGUUUGAUAAUUACUCAAAAUACGCAGUCAUCAGUUAUCGAGCCGUGAUGGUGACUCUUGCGGCCCAAGGUGUCGGCAAGUGGGUGUGAUAAGAGUUUGGCCCCAGCAAAGGUUCGGCGGUCAGGGUGUGGGCGUGUGUGGGCGUCAUGCCCGCCAGGCCAACAUCGCACUCGUUAUCAUCGAGCGUGUUACGGUGAUGGUGGCCACUCAGUCAAUGGUGCCUCAUCUGCCCCGCUGCGGCAGGUAAUAGUGACGCCCCGCGGGGCCGACGCGGCGAAGCUCACGCCCGUGGCGACGCCCCGAGGAUGACGGCGGAGACGGCGGUGGGGCCGGGACACGGAGUGUGAGCCCCCAGCAGGAGGCGGCAGGUGAGGCGGGCAGCCUCCGAGGGGAGCCAGGGGGGGUAGGACGACGUUAGGGAGCAUGAGAGACUGGGACCGUGUGGGAAGUGGUGGCGGGGGGCUAUGUUGUGGUGUGAGGCAGGCCGCGCAUCAUGGUGGCUUGGCGCAAUUUUCAAAAUUCAGUCGUGGUAGCUGCUCGCGCUAACUGAGGCUUUCGCGCUAAUUAAUUUUUUUCUUGGUAGAUGGUGGCUCGCGCUAAUUGCGGUUCGCGCUAAUUGAUCUCACACUAAGUGGGGCUCUAUUGUAUUCUUAAAAAAUAAAAAAUCCAAAAAUAAUUUCAUUGGUAAAAAAUAGAAAGGUGAUGGACUUUUUUUUUGGGGGGGGGGGUGCUAAAACUUAUGUGUAUGGUGUCCCUUACUUCUGGUAUAAGAAUCAUGACAAUAACCCUUUAGAUAAAGGAAAUGGUAAAAAAAUGACCGACCCCCUUAUGCACUGUUAAGCUGUAGAUAGAUCUAGUGUUAUUAGGAUUAUAAUCUUAAGCUAUAAAAUAAAUAUACACCAUAGGGACCUUUUAAUGCUGAGAAUAGGUAGAGGGCAGCAUUGUGAUCUAUUCCUUAUUGAUGCUGAAAGAAUGGCACAAUAGCACUCUUUUGCUUCUCUAAAACACUGUGAGACAGAGUACCAUAAUCCCCCAUUCUGAUAAAUAUAUUUUUAUGAAACAUAACUGAAAACAUUGUUCUUUAUUGUUUCUUUAUUACCUGAAAAAAGGUCAUAAUAAGGAGAGCCUGGCAUUUCCAUCUGCUCACUAUUCUUUUAUCAAGCUGAUGCAAAAGGGAUUGAAGUCAGGCUUACAUACUUAGAUGUUACAACUGUGUUAGCAUUAUUUUAGGUAGUAGUACACUUUGAUAUAUUUUGGCACAUAAAAUCCCAGAUAGUCCAGGGUUCACUUCUGAAAUAGCUAUCAGUAACUAUUUUCUCAGUCAAGAACAAAGUGACUUUAAGAGAAUUCUCUACAAAUUUUCCAAAUAAAUGAUUAAAUGUAUCAUUGCCAUGUGUGCAGUGACUGCAAUAGUCAAAUGCCAGUAGCUUCAGAUGAAGUAAACAGUGCCUGAAGUGCCUGAACUCUUACCUGUCAACAUUUGUUGUAAUUUUAUUUACAUCAGAAAUAAAGCUGAGAGUCAAAACAAGUGCUUAAUGAAAAUGCAUGAGUAUAAUUCAAAUAUCCUUGGAAACCUGUAUAGCUACUUUUACAUCAGCUCGAUGAUAAGGCAGCAAAUUCUGCACUUUUCGCAAUCAAACAAACAAAACAAGACAUAAAAACAAAAGCGCACCUCAUAUCUUUCUUUGUUUACAAGUGCUGCUGCCCGUGCUGUCCCACCGCCACCACCACACCAUGCCGACACUUCAGUCAAUCAGACAAAACAAAAAGAAACAAACAACCGAUGAAAAUGUAAAUUAAACACAACGUAUGUGAGGGCACUGAGGAAAGCACUUGGUGCAUCUCAUACAUUUCUUUGUUUACCAGCACUACUGCCCUGUACACCUCACUGUCACUACCUAACCACGGCACCUCAUUGCCAGUCUAUUUUAAGUUUUUGAACGGCAUUAUGUCCGGUUUAUGUCAAAUAUAGUAUAUGUGCAUAUAAGUAUGUGAGCCUUCUUGGUGUCUUGUGGAGAGGAUGUGGCCAUUCAGCACUUGGCAAAGGAGGCAGCAUUGCAAAAAAUGUCAAUCAGUCAGGCAAGUGCAGCUCGUAUCCCAUUUUUUACCGUAAGAACAUGUACAGUCAUACCUUGGUUUAUGAGUUUAAUUUGUUACGGAAUUUUGCUCACACACCAAAACACUCAUAAACCAAAACGAAUUUCCCCAUUGAAAUUAAUGUGAAUCCCGUUAAUGCGUCCCAUAUCUCAAAAAAAAUAUUUAUAUAAAAAUCAUUUUACUUGUUAUUUUAUACAGAAUUAAAGUAAUUUUACCAACAAAUAGCAAUGAUAAAUAAUAUAAAAAACGAAUUAAUGUGUUACGGUUGUUAUGGAGACUCCCGCAACCGCUAACUACGCUCGAGGUGUAAGCUUCACACCGGGGUUUAUCAGCCGCAGUUUCCCUUUUCUCGAGGCACCAGAACUACGUUUGACCACCAACGUGAAGUUAACCUGACACAUCAUCCGAGAUGAAAGUUGAAUAGGAGUCAGUCAUGUCGAGGAGGGCAUACAAGCUGUCAAGGUUCGCACCCCAUUCCUAUUGCGAGCAUAGUAUUCGCCGUUCCUGUUUUCUUCUUUGCAGCACCAUCCUUUUUAACCAUCUUUCUGGGGGAUGUUGUUAAAGCACAAAGAACCCACACUGUAGUGCUGAAAACACAAAGAUAGCACACCAAAGCACAAAUGCAAUCAGACACGAGCGCACGAUUCCUGCCACCCUUUCCUUAAAAUACGGAUUGCCAUUUGUUCCGUAUUUGGCUGCCUGAAUGGUUAACCUGGCGGCUUCGGCGGACCCUUAUUGGGGCUCCCGCGAGUCAGUCUGCUGAAACGGCGGAUCCCGUUUCGGGCUUGGCUCAAAACUCCUAAUUCGAGCUAAUUGUAGGCGAUGGCGACAUAGAGCAACCCACCAUGCAUGCCCUGGGUCAUUGUGGUGGGUGAGUCAUCUUGAGGUGGGCUUAUUUAUCAUAGGUGGUGCUGCAAGGUAAUGGCAGACUGAAUUAGCUAUCCAUACAGUAAUCACUUAUCAAUUCUCUAAAGUAGACAACAAGCGACUCUCGGCUAGAUGCCACGUGUCACGAGACUGUUUAUUUUGUAACAAACAUCACCCAAAAAGAAUGGAGUUUGAGUAAAAGUAAAGAUUUUUAACGGCUUUAUGGUUAUGAGAGGAGUACUCUAAUAUACGUUUCAUGCUCUUUUCGGUCUCAAAAUGCAGUGUAAUGUUGACGUUUCUCGGCCACUUCUUGGCUUUCUCAUAGCCGAAGUCCACGGGUUAAGCAGAUAAAAUUCAGUAUUUUAAAACUGUAUUGAGUGCAUUUUUUGGUGAACCACAAAACCAGUCCCUAAAAUUAUGUUUGUCAAGGGUCGUCCUGAAAUACAGUACUGUCUCCAAGUUUGCGAUAAAUAGGUCAACGUUGCGGGUCGCAAACAUUGAAAUUGCAAACUUUGAACCAUUAUUCUUAUGGGGAAAAUUGAAAACCGUCGACAUCUCAUCUGAAAUGCCAGGCCGAAAGCUGGCGAUAGAGAGAGCUGGAGCCCCCGCGCCCACGCAGCCUAGUGCGUUCCACGGAAGAGCCGGAGACACGCCAGUCUGAGCUCUCGGCACAAGUGGUGAGAGGGCUUGACCGCCACUGCAAAAUGCAAGCCACAGCACACCAGGCCGUUGGCGCCACACCACAUGAGCGUGUCCCGCCUGUGACCGGAGCUGCUUGAACCCUGCCGUGGAUCCCUGCCGCUGCCCCACCGCACCGCCUUUAGCGCGGAUGGCAGAUGGGGACCGGGAGUGAACGGAGAGCGCCACACCAGGGCUUUGAGGGCCCAAACGAUGUGGGAUGGAGGAUGAGAGAUGUAUAAAGGAUAGCUCGCUAAGCAUUUGUUUUUCCCACAAUGCACCGCGCUUGUGACGUCACAUGUAAACAGAGACGUCACUGGAGACCCACAUGUGUGGCCACGGCGCCACUGGAUUGAAGUUUCAGAGAAUACCACACUUCAUGAUAUGAUGUGUAAAUCCUUUAGUAAAACCAAGAUUCAAAUGAGACUCUUGCUGGAGAGGGUCUCCAGAGCACGUCACUGCCAUGACAGUAUAGAACACGAGACGUCAUGGCUGAGUUGAUGAUGUUUCACUGAACCAUCCUUAGUUGGGUGGGACCGCAAGGGUGAGGUGAACAGUGGCAGUGGGCGGCAGAAUACAGUGUUGUGGUGAUGACGCCGCAGUGCGCCCUGAUGUCACGACCCCCUCCACCCCGUUAACUAGAGCGGAAACCACCACUUUCUCACGCUCGCCACCCGCAAAGUUUGGGUCAUAUCGCAAUUUCAGUUUUCAAUAAAAAUUGAGUUUUUUGGGUCCCCAUUGCAAAUUCGGUGAAUCGCAAACUUGAAGCUCACAAUCCUGGAGACAGUACUGUACAUGUAAAAUAUGCGUUGUAACGUCCCUCCCCCCUUUCUCCUGCCUGCACCAGCAGCGGGCAGUUGCUGUCAGUCAUGGCAGGCUAGAGAAAUUUUAGGGAUGCCACCCGUUCCUUAUAAUAUGGAUUCGUUCUGUAUUGGAGAAUGUGAUGUUGCGUUCCUUAUUUUUUUUAGCUCAAGAGGGCAACCCUAACUGAGACUCUAUUCCCAUUGUUUUCCACUUUGAGCACUCAAGUCUUGCGGCGAACUAAGGGGACCCACGCUCACGUCUUUGACUUGUACAAAGAGACAUGCCAUUCCUCAUCGAAAGACCGACUUCGUCGUCUAGGCUGACGUCAGCCAAUAGAGCCGAUCUACUGACAUCCUCCCCUCCCUUUCAUGAACCGUCAUUCAGCAAGGGCCUGUGGUCCCUCUUUUGAGGGACAUACGCGCUUGACCCUGGCGGCCUCCACAUAGCCCGUAUACCCACCCUUGAUGUGGCGACAAAUUAAAAAAAAAAAAAAUUGUACAAAUAGGUUGCUCGUAUACUAAGUCAUCACUUGUAAACCAAGGCAUUUUAUGAAAAUUUUGUUUGCUUGUAAAUAAAAACACUCAUAAACUAAGGCAUUCGUAAACCAAGGUAUGACUGUAUUUCUACUACGCAAAUUCCUACUACACGACGUAGUGUGUCGCCCCUAUAAUCGCGUAGUAGGCGUGCCUACUGUAUUAUGCUGUUCCAUCAGAUAAAGACAAUGUAUAGUGGUACCCUCUACCUACACACAAGUUUUGAAAGUCCCUCAUUUGUAUUUUAUAGUUGUUGUUAAAGAGUUUCUCCCUCCUAAAAGGGUGUAGCACGGGCCUUUGCCAGUGGCGGCCCAUAGUAGGUUGCCGACAGACUGACUUUAUCGGCUGGCGUCAGCCAAGCCGAUGAAGUCGGUCUGUCGACGAAGACUGGCGUGUCUACUAAUAUAGUUAUUUUCUUGUUAAAUGUAUGGAAAAGUUUAAAGAAGAAUUGCAUAAAUAAGCAUAUUAUUAUACUAUCAUAAUUAUGUCCUUCACUUGAGCUUCAAGGUUGAUGUGUAGAUUAACCAGAUGUGGGAAAAAAAAAAUUUCAGUUCAUAAAAUGAAAGGCU